Seriola aureovittata is the source of this 15473-nucleotide messenger RNA. It is a transcript of the gene eppk1, whose product is annotated as epiplakin 1. Gene Ontology annotation, biological process: wound healing; intermediate filament bundle assembly. The coding region runs from base 221 to 14728 and encodes 4835 amino acids. Gene Ontology annotation, cellular component: membrane; cell junction; cytoskeleton. Lineage: Eukaryota; Metazoa; Chordata; Actinopteri; Carangiformes; Carangidae. The transcript is spliced from 3 exons. The record is from RefSeq and is a predicted model, not a curated record. Gene Ontology annotation, molecular function: structural molecule activity; keratin filament binding.
UUCAAACUCCCAAUGUCUCUCUCAUAGCUGCUGAGUCAGACUGUUGAACCGUGCAGAGCUGGUACUUUGUGGAUUCCAGGGGACGUGGGACAGAGUUUCAAAGCUCUGGCCCCUGACCAUAAAGGCCUGGGUACCUUUGGUCUUUAUCCUGGAUUUUGGAAAAACCUGAAGCAUCCAAGGACCUGAGGCUGCCUACAGAUCUUGGAAAAUCAAGGCCAAGAUGGACGGUCUACAAAUAAAGCAAAAUGGCCACACAGAAGUCCACAGACCUGUGGCUGGCAUAUUUCUGGAGAACACAAAGGAGAAGAUAACCAUAUAUCAAGCCAUGAAAAAACGUAUGCUUAAGGCAGGAACAGCAUUAGCCCUGCUUGAAGCACAAGCUGCCACAGGGGGCAUCAUAGACCCAAAAAACAACAGAGUACUUCCUGUUGCAGACGCUGUUAAAGAGGGAGUAGUUGGACCAGAGAUGAAAGAGAAACUCCUCACGGCAGAGAAAGCCAUCAGUGGCUAUGUAGACCCCUACACCAAGCAAACAAUAUCUGUAUUCCAGGCAAUGCAGAAAGAUUUAGUUCCAAGAGAUUAUGGAUUGAGGCUUCUGGAAGCACAGAUAGCCACACAAGGCCUGUUUGAUCCCACUCAGAAGUCAAAUAUUUCAAUUGAAUCAGCGAUUCAAAAGGGCUACUAUGAGAAAGGUUUGCUCAACGACCAGAUGUCAGAGCUCAAAGUGUUCUACCAUCCAAUUUCACAAGAAAAUCUCAACUACCAGAACCUCCUAGAGAAAUGUACUGUGGAGCCCGGCACAGACCUGCUGCUCCUUCCUGUUUGCAUCACCUUCAAAGGUCUGCGAAGAGGCAUUUCCUCCAUUCAGCUCUUUGAAUCAAAGAUCAUUGACAAAGGAACAUUUGAUGACCUACAGAAGGGAAAGACCACAACACAGGAUGUGUUGCUGAUGGAACAAGUUAAAGAAUACCUGGUGGGCAAAGCCAGUAUUGCAGGAAUUGCGCUACUCUCAACCAAUCAGAGAAUGAGCAUUUAUGAAGCCAUGAAACAACGCAUACUCAUGCCUGGAACAGCACUUAUUCUACUGGAGGCACAAGCUGCAACUGGAUUCAUGAUUGAUCCUGUCAAAAAUAAAACCUACACUGUGGACGAGGCCGUCAAAAUCAAACUUGUUGGCCCAGAAUAUCAUGCAAGGCUGCGUUCAGCUGAGAAAGCAGUAACUGGAUACAAAGACCCAUACACAGGUGAGACUAUAUCCCUGUUUCAAGCACUGUCAAAAGACCUCAUCGUUAAGGAUCAUGGGAUCCGACUGCUUGAGGCGCAAAUUGCUACAGGUGGAAUAGUAGACCCAGUCAACAGUCACAGACUUCCAACUGAAGUGGCCUUCAAGAGAGGUUACUUUAAUGAGGAAAUGAAUGCCAUACUAGAGGAUCCAGGGGAUGACACAAAAGGGUUUUUUGAUCCAAACACCGAAGAUAAUCUUACCUAUCUUCAGCUGAUGGAACGGUGUGUCACUGAUCCAGUCACUGGACUGUGCCUCCUCCCACUCAAUGGCAAGUCUGGCAGCUUGAAUUUCAACUUCAUUGACUACCAAAGUAAAAUGGCCCUAAAAAAUGAGAAGGUGAAAGUGACAUGUGGAAAGUACAUGGGAAUGACAGUAUCUCUGUGGGAACUGCUGAUGUCAGAAUACUUUGAUGAACAGCAGAGGCGAGACAUCAUUCAGAAGUAUAGAGAGGGGAAGCUCACUAUCAAAAUGACAAUUACAACAGUUAUGGAAGUCAUAGAGAAGUCUGUAAAAACAACUAAAGUUGUCUUUGAAGGCAUCAGAGGAACUGUCACGGCCAGUCAGCUUGAGGAGGCAGACAUCAUAACUAAAGACGUCUUGGAGGAUCUGACAAAGGGAAAAAAGUCAGUGAAAGAGGUGAUGGAAGAUGAAAAUGUAAAUGUGUACUUGCAGGGGAAAGACAGUAUUGCAGGUAUCCUGCUUCCUGAUUCUCAAAUCAUGACCAUCUACCAGGCUAGACAGAAAGGAAAGCUGAUGCCAGGAACUGCUCUCAUUCUGCUUGAGGCACAGGCAGCAACAGGGUUCAUUAUUGACCCUGUUGGAAACAGGAAGUUUUCAGUGGAUGAUGCUGUCAAAGCAAAAAUUGUGGGGCCUGAUAUCUGUCAAAAACUGCGCUCAGCAGAGAAAGCAGUCACUGGGUACAAAGAUCCAUAUGACGGUAAAAUAAUCUCCUUGUUCCAAGCAAUGCAGAAAGACCUCAUCCUACAAGAUCAUGGAAUUCGGCUCCUGGAAGCACAAAUUGCCACCGGUGGGAUCAUUGACCCAGUGAACAGCCAUCGGAUUCCUAUCCAUGUGGCCUACAAGAGGGGGUACUUCAAUGAGCAAAUGGAUCAGAUCCUGAGGGAUCCAAGUGAUGAUACCAAAGGUUUUUUUGACCCCAACACUCAUGAGAACCUGACAUACUUGCAGCUCAUGGCCAGAUGUGUCACAGAUCCCAGUACAGGUCUGUGUCUCUUGCCACUCAAAAGCAAAAGUAAUAAAAUUCACAUUGAUGAUAAUCUUUGUGAAACAUUCAAAACAACAGUUACAGUUAAGUAUGGAAGGUUCGAGGGCAAGCACACAACACUGUGGGAUCUUAUCAAUUCAGAGUAUCUGUCAGAGGACAAACGACAGGAGUUUUUUAAGCUCUUCAAAUCAAGAAAAAUCACAAUAGAGCAACUCAUCGUCACCAUUUUAGAGAUCAUUGAAAAUAAGGAGAUAAAACAGCAAGCAGGGUUGAACUUUGAAAGUCUCAGAGGCAAGGUCUCUGUUGUGGAUCUUCGGGAGGUUGGAAUUGUGAAUGAAACAACCUACAACAGUUUGAUCGAUGGAAAGCUGUCAAGCACUGAUGUACUGAAAAUGGAUAGCGUGAGAGACUACCUACAAGGAAAAAGUUGUGUAGCUGGUGUGAUUCUGCAACCCUCCAAUCAGAAGCUAAGCAUCUAUGAGGCACAAAAAAUUGGUAUUGUUACACCUGGCACUGCCCUUUGCCUCCUUGAAGCACAAGCAGCCACAGGGUUCAUUGUCGACCCUCUGAAAAACAAAAAGUUUACAGUGGAACAAGCUCUCAGAGAAAAGAUAAUUGGUCCACAGAUGUAUGAAAAGCUGUUGACUGCAGAGAGGGCAGUCACUGGUUACACAGAUCCGUACAAUGGUCAAAAGAUCUCACUUUUUCAAGCCUUGAAAAAGGAUCUAAUUGUCAAGCAGCAUGGCAUCCGUUUACUUGAAGCCCAGAUCGCUACAGGUGGUAUCAUUGAUCCCUUGAUGUGUCUACAUCUACCCCUUGAGGUUGCAUACAAGAAAGGAUAUUUUGAUGCAGAACUCAAUCAAAUCCUGACAGACCCAUCUGACGACACAAAGGGUUUUUUUGACCCAAAAACAAAAGACAAUCUGACAUACAUGGAGAUGUUGGGCAGGUGUGUAAGAGAUAAGGAAACAGGACUGUUUCUCCUGCCACUGGAUGACAAACCUGGAACAAAGGCAGAAAUGUAUACUGACACAGAAAUAAAAAAAGAGUUCGAAAAGACAGGUCUGAGCAUAUCAGUAGGACGCUACUCAGGAAAAUCAGUUUCUCUAUGGGACCUGAUUCACUCUGGGUACUUCACCGAGGAACAGCGGCUUGAUUUAAUUGAAAAAUACAGAGCAAAGAAGAUUACCACACACACCAUAAUCACACUCGUGAUUUCCACCAUUGAGCAACUGGAGAAGAGUAAAACUCUCAAAAUGAUAAUGGGUCUGAGAAAGCCUGUCUCUGCAACUACACUAAUGGAUUCUGAUAUCCUCAAUGCAGAUACAUUCAAACAAGUUAAAGAAGGAACACUCACUUUUGAGGCAGCAACCCAAUGUGAAUCUGUGAGAGGAUACCUGAGGGGAACCGGAAGCAUUGCUGGAAUUAAGCGUCAUCCCUCCAAAACAGUAAUGAGCAUAUAUGAGGCAAAAAGGGAAAAUCUGUUAACACCAGGCAUUGCACUUCUACUGCUUGAAGCGCAGGCUGCAACAGGAUGGGUGAUUGAUCCUCUCAAAAACAAAUUCUAUACUGUUGAUGAGGCAGUGGGAGAGAAAGUAAUUGGACCAGAUGUACACGAGAACCUUCUCUCUGCUGAACGAGCUGUCACCGGCUAUCAAGAUCCAUAUACAGAUGCAAAAAUUUCACUAUUUGAAGCCAUGAAUGAACAGCUUAUUCAGAAAAGUGAUGGCAGCCGUCUUCUUGAGGCACAAUUAGCAACUGGAGGAAUCAUUGACCCAAAACAAAGCCACAGACUACCUGUCCACAUAGCUAUUAAAAAGGGAUAUCUUGAUGAAAAAAUGAGCAAAAUUCUGUUGAACCCCACUGAUGAUGCAAAGGGAUUCUUUGACCCAAAUACCAAAGACAAGAGCUCUUACCACCAGCUGAUAAAACAAUGUGAGAAAGAUCCUGAAACUGGGCUACUUCUUCUACCCUUGUAUGAAGAGGAGUGCCAUGUAUUUCACACAGAUGAACAAAUAGAGCUUGCAUUCAAAAACAAAACUGUUGCCAUGCAUGCAGGAAAAUUUAAAAAUAAGGUAGUGACAUUGUGGGAAGUACUGCUCUCUGAAUACAUAUCAGAGCAAAAGAGGAAGCAGCUCCUACAGCAAUACAAGACAGGAGCCAUGAAAAUGGAGGAGAUCAUUGAAAUACUCACAGUUAUCAUUACAGAGGUAUCAACCAAAGAAAAAAAGUUCAAAGGACUAAGGAAGCAGGUUUCAGCCAGUGAGUUGUAUGAAUCAAAAAUAAUCUCAAAGGAGCUCUUUACGCAGAUUAUAAAGGGGGAAAUCACUGACGAGAAAAUUAAGAAAAUGGAAUCAAUUCAAAAAUACCUUGGAGCUACAAACUGUAUAGCAGGAGUCAGAGUUGAAUCUACAGAGAAAGUUAUGAGCAUCUAUGAAGCCAGAACCAAAGGCCUGAUUGCCCCUGGCACUUCUCUUGUGCUGUUGGAAGCACAAGCAGCGACUGGCUUUGUCAUUGAUCCAGUGACCAACAAGAAACUUUCAGUAGAGGAAGCUGUGGCUCAAGGAGUGGUUGGCAGUGAGUGGAAAAACAAACUGCUUUCAGCAGAAAGGGCCGUAACAGGAUACAAAGAUCCCUACACUGGAAACACAAUUUCUUUGUUCCAAGCUUUGAAAAAAGAUCUCAUUGUGAAAGAUCAUGGAAUUCGUCUCCUUGAAGCGCAAAUUGCAACAGGAGGAAUAAUUGAUCCAGUCUACAGUCAUCGAGUGCCAGUACAGGUGGCAUAUCAAAGAGGUUACUUUGAUGAGGAAAUGAACCAGAUCUUGUCUGAUCCUGAUGAUGACACCAAGGGCUUCUUUGAUCCCAACACCAAAGAGAACCUAACCUAUCUCCAGCUGGUGGAGAGAUGUGUCACAGACCCAAAAACAGGCCUUAACUUACUGUCCAUUGUAAAGAAAGGCGAGUUUUAUUUCUUUGUUGAUGAGGCUACAAAACUCAUUCUGAAAUCUACAACAACAACCAAAGCAGGAGGGAAAUACCAAGGAACAACAGUGUCUCUGUGGGAUCUGCUCUACUCCAAAUACAUCACUGAGGAGAAGAGGAGAGAGCUUGUGCAACAGUACAAGUCUGGGUCAAUCACAAUUGGUCAUCUUUUAGAGAUUAUCCUGACAAUCAUUCAGCAACAAACAAAAUCAGACAGCAACACAACAAAAACUACUAUCACCACAACUACAGUCACAGAGACAUGUGAAGUCCAAACCUUCCAUGGAAUCAGGAAGGAAGUCAGUGCUACUGAGCUGCUAGAAUCAAAAAUCAUCACUGAGGAACUCUACAAAGAUCUUAACUCUGGAAAAGUCACAGUCACGGAAGUGAGCGAAAUGGUUUCAGUAAGCAAGUACCUUGAGGGGACCAACAGCAUUGCAGGGGUGUACGUGCAGUCUACCAUGGAGACCCUGAGUAUCUACGAAGCCAAAAGUAAAGGCCUGCUGACUCCUGGUACUUCUCUGGUUCUGCUGGAGGCCCAAGCUGCCACUGGCUUUGUCAUUGAUCCAGUGAACAACAAGAAACUUUCAGUAGAGGAAGCUGUGGCUCAAGGAAUGGUUGGCAGUGAGUGGAAAAACAAACUGCUUUCAGCAGAAAGGGCCGUAACAGGAUACAAAGAUCCCUACACUGGAAACACAAUUUCUUUGUUCCAAGCUUUGAAAAAAGAUCUAAUUGUGAAAAAUCAUGGAAUUCGUCUCCUUGAAGCGCAAAUUGCAACUGGAGGAAUAAUUGAUCCAGUCUACAGUCACAGAGUGCCUGUACAAGUGGCAUAUGAAAGAGGUUACUUUGAUGAGGAAAUGAACCAGAUCUUGUCUGAUCCUGAUGAUGACACUAAGGGCUUCUUUGAUCCAAACACUAAAGAGAACCUAACCUAUCUCCAGCUGGUGGAGAGAUGUGUGACCGAUCCCAUCACUGGCUUUAGCUUACUGGUCAUUGUGAAGAAAGGCGAGUUUUAUUUCUUUGUUGAUGAGGCUACAAAACUCAUUCUGAAAUCUACUACAACAAACAAAGCAGGGGGGAAAUACCAAGGAACAACAGUGUCUCUGUGGGAUCUGCUCUACUCUAAAUACAUCACUGAGGAGAAGAGGAGAGAGCUUGUGCAACAGUACAAGUCUGGAUCAAUCACAAUUGAUCGUCUUUUAGAGAUUAUCCUGACAAUCAUUCAGCAACAAACAAAAUCAGACAGCAACUCAACAAAAACUACCAUCACAACUACUACAGUCACAGAGACAUGUGAAGUUCCAGACUUCCAUGGAAUCAGGAAGGAAGUCAGUGCUACUGAGCUGCUAGAAUCAAAAAUCAUCACUGAGGAACUCUACAAAGAUCUUAGCUCUGGAAAAAUCACAGUGACGGAAGUGAGUGAAAUGGAUUCAGUAAGCAAGUACCUUGAGGGGACCAACAGCAUUGCAGGGGUGUAUGUGCAGUCUACCAUGGAGACCCUGAGUAUCUACGAAGCCAAAAGUAAGGGCCUGCUAACUCCUGGUACUUCUCUGGUUCUGCUGGAGGCCCAAGCUGCCACUGGCUUUGUCACUGAUCCAGUGACCAACAAGAAACUUUCAGUAGAGGAAGCUGUGGCUCAAGGAGUGGUUGGCAGUGAGUGGAAAAACAAACUGCUUUCAGCAGAAAGGGCCGUAACAGGAUACAAAGAUCCCUACACUGGAAACACAAUUUCUUUGUUCCAAGCUUUGAAAAAAGAUCUCAUUGUGAAAGAUCAUGGAAUUCGUCUCCUUGAAGCACAAAUUGCAACUGGAGGAAUAAUUGAUCCAGUCUACAGUCACAGAGUGCCUGUACAAGUGGCAUAUGAAAGAGGUUACUUUGAUGAGGAAAUGAACCAGAUCUUGUCUGAUCCUGAUGAUGACACCAAGGGCUUCUUUGAUCCCAACACUAAAGAGAACCUAACCUAUCUCCAGCUGGUGGAGAGAUGUGUGACCGAUCCCAUCACUGGCUUUAGCUUACUGGUCAUUGUGAAGAAAGGCGAGUUUUAUUUCUUUGUUGAUGAGGCUACAAAACUCAUUCUGAAAUCUACUACAACAAACAAAGCAGGGGGGAAAUACCAAGGAACAACAGUGUCUCUGUGGGAUCUGCUCUACUCCAAAUACAUCACUGAGGAGAAGAGGAGAGAGCUUGUGCAACAGUACAAGUCUGGGUCAAUCACAAUUGAUCGUCUUUUAGAGAUUAUCCUGACAAUCAUUCAGCAACAAACAAAAUCAGACAGCAACACAACAAAAACUACCAUCACCACUACUACAGUCACAGAGACAUGUGAAGUUCCAGACUUCCAUGGAAUCAGGAAGGAAGUCAGUGCUACUGAGCUGCUAGAAUCAAAAAUCAUCACUGAGGAACUCUACAAAGAUCUUAGCUCUGGAAAAAUCACAGUGACGGAAGUGAGUGAAAUGGAUUCAGUAAGCAAGUACCUUGAGGGGACCAACAGCAUUGCAGGGGUGUAUGUGCAGUCUACCAUGGAGACCCUGAGUAUCUACGAAGCCAAAAGUAAGGGCCUGCUAACUCCUGGUACUUCUCUGGUUCUGCUGGAGGCCCAAGCUGCCACUGGCUUUGUCAUUGAUCCAGUGACCAACAAGAAACUUUCAGUAGAGGAAGCUGUGGCUCAAGGAGUGGUUGGCAGUGAGUGGAAAAACAAACUGCUUUCAGCAGAAAGGGCCGUAACAGGAUACAAAGAUCCCUACACUGGAAACACAAUUUCUUUGUUCCAAGCUUUGAAAAAAGAUCUCAUUGUGAAAGAUCAUGGAAUUCGUCUCCUUGAAGCACAAAUUGCAACUGGAGGAAUAAUUGAUCCAGUCUACAGUCACAGAGUGCCUGUACAAGUGGCAUAUGAAAGAGGUUACUUUGAUGAGGAAAUGAACCAGAUCUUGUCUGAUCCGGAUGAUGACACUAAGGGCUUCUUUGAUCCAAACACUAAAGAGAACCUAACCUAUCUCCAGCUGGUGGAGAGAUGUGUCACAGAUCCCAUCACAGGCUUUAGCUUACUGGUCAUUGUGAAGAAAGGCGAGUUUUAUUUCUUUGUUGAUGAGGCUACAAAACUCAUUCUGAAAUCUACUACAACAAACAAAGCAGGGGGGAAAUACCAAGGAACAACAGUGUCUCUGUGGGAUCUGCUCUACUCUAAAUACAUCACUGAGGAGAAGAGGAGAGAGCUUGUGCAACAGUACAAGUCUGGGUCAAUCACAAUUGAUCGUCUUUUAAAGAUUAUCCUGACAAUCAUUCAGCAACAAACAAAAUCAGACAGCAACACAACAAAAACUACCAUCACCACUACUACAGUCACAGAGACAUGUGAAGUUCCAGACUUCCAUGGAAUCAGGAAGGAAGUCAGUGCUACUGAGCUGCUAGAAUCAAAAAUUAUCACUGAGGAACUCUACAAAGAUCUUAGCUCUGGAAAAGUCACAGUGACGGAAGUGAGUGAAAUGGAUUCAGUAAGCAAGUACCUUGAGGGGACCAACAGCAUUGCAGGGGUGUACGUGCAGUCUACCAUGGAGACCCUGAGUAUCUUCGAAGCCAAAAGUAAAGGCUUGCUGACUCCUGGUACUUCUCUGGUUCUGCUGGAGGCCCAAGCUGCCACUGGCUUUGUCAUUGAUCCAGUGAACAACAAGAAACUUUCAGUAGAGGAAGCUGUGGCUCAAGGAGUGGUUGGCAGUGAGUGGAAAAACAAACUGCUUUCAGCAGAAAGGGCCGUAACAGGAUACAAAGAUCCCUACACUGGAAACACAAUUUCUUUGUUCCAAGCUUUGAAAAAAGAUCUCAUUGUGAAAGAUCAUGGAAUACGUCUCCUUGAAGCGCAAAUUGCAACUGGAGGAAUAAUUGAUCCAGUCUACAGUCACAGAGUGCCUGUACAAGUGGCAUAUGAAAGAGGUUACUUUGAUGAGGAAAUGAACCAGAUCUUGUCUGAUCCUGAUGAUGACACCAAGGGCUUCUUUGAUCCCAACACUACAGAGAACCUAACCUAUCUCCAGCUGGUGGAGAGAUGUGUGACCGAUCCCAUCACUGGCUUUAGCUUACUGGUCAUUGUGAAGAAAGGCGAGUUUUAUUUCUUUGUUGAUGAGGCUACAAAACUCAUUCUGAAAUCUACUACAACAAACAAAGCAGGGGGGAAAUACCAAGGAACAACAGUGUCUCUGUGGGAUCUGCUCUACUCCAAAUACAUCACUGAGGAGAAGAGGAGAGAGCUUGUGCAACAGUACAAGUCUGGGUCAAUCACAAUUGAUCGUCUUUUAGAGAUUAUCCUGACAAUCAUUCAGCAACAAACAAAAUCAGACAGCAACACAACAAAAACUACCAUCACCACUACUACAGUCACAGAGACAUGUGAAGUUCCAGACUUCCAUGGAAUCAGGAAGGAAGUCAGUGCUACUGAGCUGCUAGAAUCAAAAAUCAUCACUGAGGAACUCUACAAAGAUCUUAGCUCUGGAAAAAUCACAGUGACGGAAGUGAGUGAAAUGGAUUCAGUAAGCAAGUACCUUGAGGGGACCAACAGCAUUGCAGGGGUGUAUGUGCAGUCUACAAUGGAGACCCUGAGUAUCUACGAAGCCAAAAGUAAGGGCCUGCUAACUCCUGGUACUUCUCUGGUUCUGCUGGAGGCCCAAGCUGCCACUGGCUUUGUCAUUGAUCCAGUGACCAACAAGAAACUUUCAGUAGAGGAAGCUGUGGCUCAAGGAGUGGUUGGCAGUGAGUGGAAAAACAAACUGCUUUCAGCAGAAAGGGCCGUAACAGGAUACAAAGAUCCCUACACUGGAAACACAAUUUCUUUGUUCCAAGCUUUGAAAAAAGAUCUCAUUGUGAAAGAUCAUGGAAUUCGUCUCCUUGAAGCACAAAUUGCAACUGGAGGAAUAAUUGAUCCAGUCUACAGUCACAGAGUGCCUGUACAAGUGGCAUAUGAAAGAGGUUACUUUGAUGAGGAAAUGAACCAGAUCUUGUCUGAUCCGGAUGAUGACACUAAGGGCUUCUUUGAUCCAAACACUAAAGAGAACCUAACCUAUCUCCAGCUGGUGGAGAGAUGUGUCACAGAUCCCAUCACAGGCUUUAGCUUACUGGUCAUUGUGAAGAAAGGCGAGUUUUAUUUCUUUGUUGAUGAGGCUACAAAACUCAUUCUGAAAUCUACUACAACAAACAAAGCAGGGGGGAAAUACCAAGGAACAACAGUGUCUCUGUGGGAUCUGCUCUACUCUAAAUACAUCACUGAGGAGAAGAGGAGAGAGCUUGUGCAACAGUACAAGUCUGGGUCAAUCACAAUUGAUCGUCUUUUAAAGAUUAUCCUGACAAUCAUUCAGCAACAAACAAAAUCAGACAGCAACACAACAAAAACUACCAUCACCACUACUACAGUCACAGAGACAUGUGAAGUUCCAGACUUCCAUGGAAUCAGGAAGGAAGUCAGUGCUACUGAGCUGCUAGAAUCAAAAAUUAUCACUGAGGAACUCUACAAAGAUCUUAGCUCUGGAAAAGUCACAGUGACGGAAGUGAGUGAAAUGGAUUCAGUAAGCAAGUACCUUGAGGGGACCAACAGCAUUGCAGGGGUGUACGUGCAGUCUACCAUGGAGACCCUGAGUAUCUUCGAAGCCAAAAGUAAAGGCUUGCUGACUCCUGGUACUUCUCUGGUUCUGCUGGAGGCCCAAGCUGCCACUGGCUUUGUCAUUGAUCCAGUGAACAACAAGAAACUUUCAGUAGAGGAAGCUGUGGCUCAAGGAGUGGUUGGCAGUGAGUGGAAAAACAAACUGCUUUCAGCAGAAAGGGCCGUAACAGGAUACAAAGAUCCCUACACUGGAAACACAAUUUCUUUGUUCCAAGCUUUGAAAAAAGAUCUCAUUGUGAAAGAUCAUGGAAUUCGUCUCCUUGAAGCACAAAUUGCAACUGGAGGAAUAAUUGAUCCAGUCUACAGUCACAGAGUGCCUGUACAAGUGGCAUAUGAAAGAGGUUACUUUGAUGAGGAAAUGAACCAGAUCUUGUCUGAUCCUGAUGAUGACACCAAGGGCUUCUUUGAUCCCAACACUACAGAGAACCUAACCUAUCUCCAGCUGGUGGAGAGAUGUGUGACCGAUCCCAUCACUGGCUUUAGCUUACUGGUCAUUGUGAAGAAAGGCGAGUUUUAUUUCUUUGUUGAUGAGGCUACAAAACUCAUUCUGAAAUCUACUACAACAAACAAAGCAGGGGGGAAAUACCAAGGAACAACAGUGUCUCUGUGGGAUCUGCUCUACUCCAAAUACAUCACUGAGGAGAAGAGGAGAGAGCUUGUGCAACAGUACAAGUCUGGGUCAAUCACAAUUGAUCGUCUUUUAGAGAUUAUCCUGACAAUCAUUCAGCAACAAACAAAAUCAGACAGCAACACAACAAAAACUACCAUCACCACUACUAUAGUCACAGAGACAUGUGAAGUUCCAGACUUCCAUGGAAUCAGGAAGGAAGUCAGUGCUACUGAGCUGCUAGAAUCAAAAAUCAUCACUGAGGAACUCUACAAAGAUCUUAGCUCUGGAAAAAUCACAGUGACGGAAGUGAGUGAAAUGGAUUCAGUAAGCAAGUACCUUGAGGGGACCAACAGCAUUGCAGGGGUGUACGUGCAGUCUACCAUGGAGACCCUGAGUAUCUACGAAGCCAAAAGUAAGGGCCUGCUAACUCCUGGUACUUCUCUGGUUCUGCUGGAGGCCCAAGCUGCCACUGGCUUUGUCAUUGAUCCAGUGACCAACAAGAAACUUUCAGUAGAGGAAGCUGUGGCUCAAGGAGUGGUUGGCAGUGAGUGGAAAAACAAACUGCUUUCAGCAGAAAGGGCCGUAACAGGAUACAAAGAUCCCUACACUGGAAACACAAUUUCUUUGUUCCAAGCUUUGAAAAAAGAUCUCAUUGUGAAAGAUCAUGGAAUUCGUCUCCUUGAAGCACAAAUUGCAACUGGAGGAAUAAUUGAUCCAGUCUACAGUCACAGAGUGCCUGUACAAGUGGCAUAUGAAAGAGGUUACUUUGAUGAGGAAAUGAACCAGAUCUUGUCUGAUCCUGAUGAUGACACCAAGGGCUUCUUUGAUCCCAACACCAAAGAGAACCUAACCUAUCUCCAGCUGGUGGAGAGAUGUGUGACCGAUCCCAUCACUGGCUUUAGCUUACUGGUCAUUGUGAAGAAAGGCGAGUUUUAUUUCUUUGUUGAUGAGGCUACAAAACUCAUUCUGAAAUCUACUACAACAAACAAAGCAGGGGGGAAAUACCAAGGAACAACAGUGUCUCUGUGGGAUCUGCUCUACUCUAAAUACAUCACUGAGGAGAAGAGGAGAGAGCUUGUGCAACAGUACAAGUCUGGGUCAAUCAUAAUUGAUCGUCUUUUAGAGAUUAUCCUGACAAUCAUUCAGCAACAAACAAAAUCAGACAGCAACACAACAAAAACUACCAUCACCACUACUACAGUCACAGAGACAUGUGAAGUUCCAGACUUCCAUGGAAUCAGGAAGGAAGUCAGUGCUACUGAGCUGCUAGAAUCAAAAAUCAUCACUGAGGAACUCUACAAAGAUCUUAGCUCUGGAAAAAUCACAGUGACGGAAGUGAGUGAAAUGGAUUCAGUAAGCAAGUACCUUGAGGGGACCAACAGCAUUGCAGGGGUGUACGUGCAGUCUACCAUGGAGACCCUGAGUAUCUACGAAGCCAAAAGUAAAGGCCUGCUAACUCCUGGUACUUCUCUGGUUCUGCUGGAGGCCCAAGCUGCCACUGGCUUUGUCAUUGAUCCAGUGACCAACAAGAAACUUUCAGUAGAGGAAGCUGUGGCUCAAGGAGUGGUUGGCAGUGAGUGGAAAAACAAACUGCUUUCAGCAGAAAGGGCCGUAACAGGAUACAAAGAUCCCUACACUGGAAACACAAUUUCUUUGUUCCAAGCUUUGAAAAAAGAUCUCAUUGUGAAAGAUCAUGGAAUUCGUCUCCUUGAAGCACAAAUUGCAACUGGAGGAAUAAUUGAUCCAGUCUACAGUCACAGAGUGCCUGUACAAGUGGCAUAUGAAAGAGGUUACUUUGAUGAGGAAAUGAACCAGAUCUUGUCUGAUCCUGAUGAUGACACCAAGGGCUUCUUUGAUCCCAACACCAAAGAGAACCUAACCUAUCUCCAGCUGGUGGAGAGAUGUGUGACCGAUCCCAUCACUGGCUUUAGCUUACUGGUCAUUGUGAAGAAAGGCGAGUUUUAUUUCUUUGUUGAUGAGGCUACAAAACUCAUUCUGAAAUCUACUACAACAAACAAAGCAGGGGGGAAAUACCAAGGAACAACAGUGUCUCUGUGGGAUCUGCUCUACUCCAAAUACAUCACUGAGGAGAAGAGGAGAGAGCUUGUGCAACAGUACAAGUCUGGGUCAAUCACAAUUGAUCGUCUUUUAGAGAUUAUCCUGACAAUCAUUCAGCAACAAACAAAAUCAGACAGCAACACAACAAAAACUACCAUCACCACUACUACAGUCACAGAGACAUGUGAAGUUCCAGACUUCCAUGGAAUCAGGAAGGAAGUCAGUGCUACUGAGCUGCUAGAAUCAAAAAUCAUCACUGAGGAACUCUACAAAGAUCUUAGCUCUGGAAAAAUCACAGUGACGGAAGUGAGUGAAAUGGAUUCAGUAAGCAAGUACCUUGAGGGAACCAACAGCAUUGCAGGGGUGUACGUACAGUCUACCAUGGAGACCCUGAGUAUCUACAAAGCCAAAGGUAAAGGCCUGCUGACUCCUGGUACUUCUCUGGUUCUGCUGGAGGCCCAAGCUGCCACUGGCUUUGUCAUUGAUCCAGUGAACAACAAGAAACUUUCAGUAGAGGAAGCUGUGGCUCAAGGAGUGGUUGGCAGUGAGUGGAAAAACAAACUGCUUUCAGCAGAAAGGGCCGUAACAGGAUACAAAGAUCCCUACACUGGAAACACAAUUUCUUUGUUCCAAGCUUUGAAAAAAGAUCUCAUUGUGAAAGAUCAUGGAAUUCGUCUCCUUGAAGCGCAAAUCGCAACUGGAGGAAUAAUUGAUCCAGUCUACAGUCACAGAGUGCCUGUACAAGUGGCAUAUGAAAGAGGUUACUUUGAUGAGGAAAUGAACCAGAUUUUGUCUGAUGCUGAUGAUGACACUAAGGGCUUCUUUGAUCCCAACACCAAAGAGAACCUAACCUAUCUCCAGCUGGUGGAGAGAUGUGUCACCGAUCCCAUCACAGGCCUUAGCUUACUCCCCUUGCACAGGUGAGGGAAAGGAAAUCUUCUUAAAUGAUUAUUCUUGUCUUUUUCCCAGUAUCUGAUUUUUUACUAACUACUGAUGCUAGUAGUAACAAAAUAACUUCACCGCAUUUGUUUUAGAGUUUCAGUUUUAGUCAAGCCAAGGCUGUUCUCAAAGAAAUAUGGAGAAAAAUACUGUAUUGUGCUGAAUACUUUUCCUUGCUUAAAAAAUAGAGAGCAAGAGAUGAAUUUCCUACUCUAUCACAGGAAGCAGUGUUUUGUUUCAAGGUUUUGAUCACCAUGCGGAUUAAAGUCCCUUUGAAACAGCAAGCACUUUUAUUGGUUUUCAUCUCUAUUUUUACUUAAUUCUGAUCAUCUUUGACUACAUACGACAGUAACUGGUAUAAAAACAUUUUGGAUUCAUGAUACUUUUCCUUGGUUAAUGUUACUUCAUGUCAUUUGUGGCAUCCAUGGGUUUUACUGUUUCCACACAGUUGUAACUAGAUGGGUUCAGCCUAACCUGCUUUCACAUCACAUAUAGAAGCUCAACUUAAUUAUGUUGUACUGUACUUGGGCAAAAACCUUCCUUUACACACAAAUACAUUGUGUGUCUUAAAUAAGUGAAAUGUGACUACAAUGAAUAUAGUUUUGCAUUGCCUGCUUUGACUUACCCUGGGAGCAACCCAUGCAUUUGUUUUUUUUCUACACUUUUACAACAUUCAUUGCUCAAAUUGUUUCAUUGUGCAGCCCAAUAAAUAAAUGAGAUAUGAAUACUA